AAUACAAACCUGAGCUAUAUUUGGAGAAACAUGCCAGGUUCAAACCAGACUCCACCAAGGAUUGAAGAAUUCAUCAUCAUUGGCUUCCCAGGGUUUCGGGACACAGACAGCCAGACCACCAUUUUUGGUUCCUUAUUGGCAAUCUACAUUUGCAUUUUACUGGGAAACCUCCUAAUUGUAAUUAUUUUUCUUCAUGACAAAAACUUGCACAGCCCCAUGUAUAUUCUCAUUACUAAUCUUGCUCUUACAGAUAUCCUGGUUUCAUCUGCCACUGUUCCCAAAUUGCUCUCUAUUCUCCGAUCAGGUUCUGGGGUCAUUUCAUUUGCUGCCUGUUUCCUUCAAAUGUUCUCUUAUUAUUCUAUGACCAAUGUUGAGUCAUUCCUACUUGUACUAAUGGCCUACGACAGAUACCUGGCUAUCUGUAAUCCACUCCACUAUUUCACGCUUACAAGCAAUAGUUUGGUGUUGAGACAAAUUGGCUGGUGUUGGGCCUGUGCGUUCCUUAUUGUAAUCGUUCCUCUAAGUCCGUCUGUUGCAUUAGCAUUCUGUGGGUCUAAUAUUGUGAACCAUUUUUUCUGUGACCAUUCUGCCCUGCUGAAAUUAGCCUGUAGUGAUACUACCAUCAAUAAUUAUGCUGGCUUGUGUUUAGUAAUAUGUAUUUUAAUAUUUCCUUUGCUCUGCAUUCUUUUUUCCUAUACAAAAGUCAUCAUAUCAGUACUCAGAAUUAGCAGCAAUGAUGGCCGACUGAAAGCCUUUUCCACCUGUAGUACACAACUGACGGUCAUAGCUAUCUUCUUUCUUGUUGCUUCUGGCGUCUAUAUUUCCAAUCGAGUCCCCAACACUUCUGCAGAUGUGCGUAUUUUUGCAGCCCUGAUUCAGACCAUCUUACCCCCAUUGAUGAACCCAAUAAUAUACUGCAUAAGAAAUGCAGAAAUCCGAGAGAGCUUUUCGAAAAUGCUUAAAAAAAUAUAGUAGUACCACUGCGAAAAUAACACCUGAC
Messenger RNA from Erpetoichthys calabaricus (reedfish), 1000 nucleotides. RefSeq names its product olfactory receptor 1E5-like. Gene Ontology annotation, molecular function: olfactory receptor activity; G protein-coupled receptor activity. Bases 31 to 972 code for a protein of 313 amino acids. The record is from RefSeq and is a predicted model, not a curated record. Gene Ontology annotation, cellular component: membrane. Gene Ontology annotation, biological process: G protein-coupled receptor signaling pathway. The transcript has a single exon. Lineage: Eukaryota; Metazoa; Chordata; Cladistia; Polypteriformes; Polypteridae.